Messenger RNA from Fraxinus pennsylvanica, 777 nucleotides. The record is from the annotation of a GenBank genome assembly. Lineage: Eukaryota; Viridiplantae; Streptophyta; Magnoliopsida; Lamiales; Oleaceae.
AUGGCUUCAACUGCAUGCUUCUUGAACCCCAAUGUACUCUCGACAAGUACCAGAUCAUCUCAACGUCAUGCGCCGUCCCUCAAGCCUAGCCAAUUAGUUUGCCGUGCCCAAAAACAGGAUGAUGACAACAAUGCUUUGCCUCUCUCUCGUAGAUUGGCUCUCACUGUUCUAAUUGGUGCUGCUGCUAUAGGCUCCAAGGUUUCACCUGCCGAUGCAGCCUACGGCCAAGCUGCUAACAUUUUUGGGAAGCCAAAGGAAAACACAGAUUUCUUGCCCUAUGAUGGAGAGGGAUUCAAGUUGUCAAUUCCCUCAAAGUGGAAUCCAAGCAAAGAAAGAGAGUUUCCUGGUCAGGUUCUGAGGUAUGAGGACAAUUUUGAUGCCACCAGCAAUGUAUCUGUUAUGGUCACCUCUACCGACAAGAAAUCUAUCACUGACUAUGGUUCUCCUGAAGACUUCAUCUCCAAGGUGGACUAUCUCCUAGGAAAACAAGCCUACUUCGGAAAAACUGAUUCAGAGGGUGGAUUUGAUGCCAAUGCUGUGGCAAGUGCAAACAUACUGGAGACAGACACUCCAGUUAUUGGUGGAAAACAGUACUAUUUCAUAUCCGUGUUGACAAGGACGGCUGAUGGAGAAGAGGGCGGCAAACACCAACUGAUCACAGCCACUGUGUCUGAUGGGAAGCUUUACAUUUGCAAGGCUCAAGCUGGAGACAAGAGAUGGUUCAAAGGUGCAAGGAAAUUUGUGGAGAGCACAGCAAGUUCAUUCAGUGUUGCUUGA